AUCUUAAGGUAGAUAUGGUUGAAAUGUUGUUUUAGUUUUUAAAUUUUUUAUUUUUAUACAUUAAAUUUAAAAUGGGUAAAUGCCAUUCUUGUUUUACAACCACUCAAAAUGGAUUUUUGGGAUACAAAAAUCUAAAAAUUACUAAGCAACUUACAUUUAAAGUUCGCGACAAAAGGCAACAAAAGGGAAUUCAUAAUAUAAACAACGAUAACAAUAACAUAUCCUUAUCGACCGAAUUCAAUGGCGUCACGAGCGACCAUCUAAACGCGAUACCCAAACUUCAAUUGACUUCGCCGGGCCAAACCAAUUUCUCGCUAGACAUGAACCAUCUGGAGGAAAGCGAACUCAUAUUGGAGAGCAAGUAUUCCGACCUAGUCAUCCCAUCGAAUACCACCCUCUCCAAUUUCUUGAUCAACGAAUUCAAGAAAAUAGGCGACAAGGAAGCUGUGAUCGACAUAGCUCAAUCCAAAACAUUUACGUAUCCAAACCUCUUGACCCUAUCAAGGAACGUUUGCUCGUCCAUUUUGACCUACGAGAUAAAGCAAGGGGACGGGGUCGCGCUUUUACUCCCUAAUUGUUGCGAAUCCGUGUGCAUUUUUAUUGGCGUUAUCGGGGGUGGCGGAACCGUCAUAUUUAUCAAUUUGGAAUCCAAUGAUGAGGAGAUCGAAUUCCAAUUAUUAAAGUCGGCACCCAGAUUCGUUUUUACUACAAUGAAACAAGAGGAACGGAUUAAAGCGAUCUCUGAAAGUGUUAAAUCAAUCGAGCAAAUAUUCGUUUUAUUUGGUGAGUCUAAAUAUUGUAUAACUUACGCUCAAUUCCUAUCGGAAGCCGAUCCAACUGUCAUAGCCCGUACCAAGCUUUCCGUCGAACCCAAAACGGAUAUCGCCGCAAUAUUUUUUACACGUGGCAGAACCAGCGGUACCGCCCGAGGGGUCAUGCUCUCGCAUUACAAUAUCAUUGCUAAUCUAUAUCAGAUUCGCGUGAUGUACGACAUUCAUUCCAACGACCAAAUCUUCUCUACUAUACCAAUGCAUACAACCUAUGGGUUCGUUAUAUCCACCCUCUAUUCUCUAAUCCAAGGCUCCGCACUUUAUCUAUUGCCCGACUUUCAACCUGCUCUCUUUUUGGAAACCAUACAGAAAGGAAAAAUUUCCCACAUAUACAUGACGCCGGAUACCGCAAAUCUCAUAAACGAGGAUUCCUCCAUGGCGAAUUGCGACUUUUCGCAUGUCAAAGAAAUUAUUUUUGGGACCGAUCUACCCACCUCGCAUUUAGUCGAGGAAAUUAGGGCUAAAUACAAGACCCUUAAAGAUAUUAGAUUUAGUUUUUCUAUGACCGAACUCAGCCCAAUAAGUCACGUUACACCACCGAAAUCGUCCAGGGUCGGAUCCUUUGGCGUUGUACUACCUAACACUUUAUGCAAAUUACUAGCCGUAGAAAGUAAGGAACUUCUAGGACCCAACAGGAAGGGACAAAUGUGUCUCAAAGGUCCUCAAGUUUUUAUCGGUUAUCUAAACGACGAAGCGGCAACGGCUAAAGUACUUGGUGCUGAUGGUUGGUUUUACACUGACGACGUUGUGUAUUAUGACAAAGAACAACAUUUUUAUUACGUAUCCCCGAUCUCCGAUUAUAUCAAGAUGAAAGAACAAGGGAAACCUAGCAUAACUCCUCAGGAAAUUCAGGAAACUAGAGAAGAAUAUGGAGUUCACACUAAAUUUUGAAUCUAUAUUAUGGAUAAAACUCGAUUAUUUUACAACAAAUUUCGACUUUAUUUAUUUAAAUACACUUAAUUAAUAAUAAUAAUCACGUCGAAGUUUUUAUUUAUAUAAUAUAUUAUUUUUUAAUUAAACUUUAUUUCUGAUUUUAUUAAAUUAUUAUUAAUUUAAUCAAACUCUAUUUCUCAAAUAUCGUCAAAAUAUAAAAACACCACAAAUACUAAUAAUGAAUAUAUAUAAUAUAUA
This is a messenger RNA of Gordionus sp. m RMFG-2023, 1961 nucleotides long. Its product is annotated as probable 4-coumarate--CoA ligase 1. Lineage: Eukaryota; Metazoa; Nematomorpha; Gordioida; Chordodea; Parachordodidae. The record is from RefSeq and is a predicted model, not a curated record. The transcript has 11 exons. Gene Ontology annotation, molecular function: CoA-ligase activity. Bases 72 to 1721 code for a protein of 549 amino acids.